Parasteatoda tepidariorum (common house spider) is the source of this 1470-nucleotide messenger RNA. Its product is annotated as SCAN domain-containing protein 3. The record is from RefSeq and is a predicted model, not a curated record. NCBI's taxonomy places the organism in Eukaryota, Metazoa, Arthropoda, Arachnida, Araneae, Theridiidae.
AUGAAUACAAAACAAACGUCCUUAGAAAGUUUCCUUGGAAAAAAGAAAAGGCUCAGUAAAGAGACCGAAGAGCCUUCAACAUCAAAGAAACAUGCAACUUUUAGCAGACAAUACCAUGAGUCCUACUUGAAGUAUGGUUUUGUCGGGACAGGCGAUUCACACAAACCAAAACCGCUCUGCAUAGUUUGCGGCGAUCAACUCUCUAAUGAUGCAAUGAAACCUUCAAAACUUCUUCGCCACUUGAACGCCAAGCACCCUGGAUUAAAAGACAAGCCCCUGGAGUAUUUUGAAAGAAAAAAACGGGAACACGAAGUACAGAAAAAAUUUAUGAUGGCCACCACAUCAAUAAAGGAGAGUGCACUAAGAGCAUCAUAUUUGGUGGCUAACCGCAUUGCUAAAGCUAAAAAGCCAUUCAAUAUUGGUGAAGAAUUAAUCUUGCCCGCCACUAAAGACAUUUGCCGUGAAAUAAUGGGAGAAGCUGCUGUGGAAAAGAUAGCACAUGUGCCUUUGUCGGCUAGCACUGUGACUAGGCGCAUUGAGGAAAUAGCCGAAGACAUUGAAAAGCAAUUGUUGGAGAGGAUUAAUGCAUCACCGUGGUACGCACUCCAGGUUGACGAAUCUACAGAUAUUGACAGCAAGACAGUACUACUUGUUUAUGUGCGAUAUCUAUAUCAGGAAGAUGUGCAUGAGGAUUUGUUAUGUGCACUAUCUUUGCCAACCAACACCACAGGAGCAGAACUGUUCAAGUCACUGGGUGGUUAUAUAUCAAAACAACUAAAAUGGUCCUUUUGUGUAGGCAUAUGCACAGACGGAGCUGCUGCUAUGACCGGACGUCUAUCUGGUUUAACUGCUCGGAUUAAGGAAGUUGCACCUGAGAGUGAAGCUACACAUUGUCUCAUUCACAGGGAAGUGCUAGCAAGCCGAAAAAUGUCACCAGAAUUUAACAGCGUAUUGAUUGAUGUCGUUAAAGUUAUUAACUACAUCAAAGCACAUGCCCUUAACUCGCGCCUGUUUGAACAGCUUUGUGAGGAGAUGGACGCAGAGUACAGAUGCCUUCUGUUAUACACAGAAAUAAGAUGGUUAUCCAGAGGAAAAUCACUACUGAGAGUAUUUGAAUUGCGAGAGCCAUUGCAAAGAUUUCUCUUAGAAAAGAAGUCACCGCUGGCAGCACAUUUCAGUGUCAAGUUGGCUGACAAAGUAGCUGCCUUUAAAGCCAAACUGGAGUUAUGGGGACGACGCGUGAACAGAGGCAUUUUCGACAUGUUUCAGACAUUAGCGGGUAUUUUAGGCGAGACAGAGCCUGAAGAUUCAUUCUCCCAGUUGGUUCACGAUCACCUGUCUUUGCUUUUAAAAGAGUUCGAGCGCUACUUCCCAACCACAAAAGACCCACGAACUGGUAAGGAAUGGAUCCGCGACCCAUUUGCCAACAAAUCGGGUGAAUCUAGCUUGUCAAUGCAAGAAAAAGGUUAA